UUUAAUUCCAUUUUAGAAGAAGGUGCGUCCCAUGGCCAUGGCAAUGGAUUUGAGGUUAUCCAGCACUUUAGCUUGCUUGGUUCUUCUCUUCGCCAUUGGAAAUGCUGCAGAAGAACUAGCAGCUUCUUUCGUUUUCGGUGAUUCUCUGGUGGACGCCGGGAACAAUAAUUAUUUAUCCACCUUGUCCAGGGCAAAUAUCAGACCUAAUGGAAUUGAUUUCAAAGCGUCCGGUGGAAACCCCACCGGCCGCUACACCAACGGCAGGACUAUUGGUGACAUAAUAGGUGAGGAAUUGGGACAACCAAACUAUUCUAUUCCAUUUCUGGCACCAAAUUCCACCGGAGAAGCCAUACGAUAUGGUGUGAAUUAUGCAUCAGGAGGAGGAGGGAUUCUGAAUGCAACCGGAAGGAUAUUUGUGAAUCGGCUAGGACUGGAUGUCCAAGUAGACUACUUCAACAUUACCAGGAAACAAUUUGAUCAACUCUUGGGAGCGGCGAAGGCAAAGGACUAUAUGAUGAAGAAAUCGAUUUUCUCAAUCACCAUUGGAGCAAAUGACUUCCUGAACAAUUAUCUUCUCCCUGUUCUCUCCAUAGGUGCAAGGAUCUCCCAAACCCCUGAUUCCUUCAUCGAUGACAUGAUCAAUCAUCUAAGGGACCAAUUAACUAGGCUUUACCAAAUGGAUGCUAGGAAAUUUGUCCUCGGAAAUGUUGGACCGAUAGGCUGCAUACCAUACCAGAAGACAAUAAAUCAGUUGGCUGAGAACCAAUGUGUCGAUUUGGCUAAUAAGUUAGCAAUUCAGUACAAUGGAAGAUUGAAGGACUUGCUUGCAUCGUUGAGUGAAAACCUUCCUGGAGCCACAUUUGUUGAAGCCAAUGUGUAUGCCCUGGUGAUGGAGCUCAUCACAAAUUACGACAAAUAUGGUUUUACAACGGCUACUAGAGCUUGUUGUGGGAAUGGAGGCCAAUUUGCAGGGAUAAUUCCUUGUGGACCAACAUCUAGUAUGUGCACCGAUCGGUCCAAGCAUGUAUUCUGGGACCCGUACCACCCCAGCGAGGCUGCCAAUGUUAUAGUCGCCAAGCAAUUGAUUGAUGGGGACGAGAAAUACAUAUCUCCAAUGAAUCUCAGACAACUUAGAGAUCUUUAAUCUAUGAUUUAAGUUUCAUGCGGAUCAAAUGAUCUCUCUCUCUCUCUCUCUCGUGUUUUUGUUUCUUCUUGUUUCUUUGACCUAUGAGGUGGUCGUUACAGGACAAAUUUCUUGAGAAAAAAAAAUGCUCUCUUCAUCUUUGUUUUUCACCUUUGUUAAGGGAGUCUUUUUGAGAAAUGCAAGUUUAUAUGAAUAAAGAGUUUUUUAUUUU
Rubroshorea leprosula is the source of this 1355-nucleotide messenger RNA. The record is from the annotation of a GenBank genome assembly. Lineage: Eukaryota; Viridiplantae; Streptophyta; Magnoliopsida; Malvales; Dipterocarpaceae.